Messenger RNA from Hibiscus syriacus, 1212 nucleotides. Its product is annotated as probable N-succinyldiaminopimelate aminotransferase DapC. The coding region runs from base 1 to 1212 and encodes 403 amino acids. Gene Ontology annotation, molecular function: pyridoxal phosphate binding; L-kynurenine:2-oxoglutarate transaminase activity. Gene Ontology annotation, cellular component: cytoplasm. Gene Ontology annotation, biological process: biosynthetic process. Lineage: Eukaryota; Viridiplantae; Streptophyta; Magnoliopsida; Malvales; Malvaceae. The transcript has 7 exons. The record is from RefSeq and is a predicted model, not a curated record.
AUGGAAGAGAAGCUAUCUUCAGUUGCAAAAACUUUUACUCCAUCUCCAAUUCAAGAGCUCUCACACCUUGCUCAGGGAUGCAAUGCCAUUAACUUAGCCGAGGGCUUCCCUGAUUUCCCCGCUCCUCCUUGUAUCAAACAAGCUGCAAUUUCAGCCAUUAACAAUGACCUCAACCAGUACAGGCAUGUGCAAGGAAUUUGUGAUCUGUUGGCUCUUAAAAUGAAGGAAAUCCAUGGCUUAAACAUUGACCCUUUGACUGAUAUAGCUAUUUGCUGUGGACAAUCCGAGGCAUUUGCAGCUACAGUAUAUGUGCCGCUCGAUCCGCCUCGGUGGACCUUGGACUCUGAGAAAUUUUCGAGGUACAGUCCUCACAACCCAACUGGCAAAGUUUUCUCCAGAGAAGAGCUCGAAGUUAUUGCCGAAUGUUGUCGUCGAUGGGAUUGCGUCGCUAUAACGGAUGAAGUAUAUGAAUACAUAACUUUUGAUAACCAAAAGCAUGAGACCAUCGCCUCGCUUCCGGGAAUGCAGGAGCGGACUAUUAUAACAUCGUCGUUGUCUAAAACUUUUAGCAUUACAGGUCCAAAGACAAAGCUAACCAUAGUAAUUUUAACUGCUGAAAAUGCUAAAUGCAUUACAGUUACAAAGCUUAUUUAUUGCUUGGUAUUCAUGCUUGUUCAUUUGGUUGUUAUUUUGGGAUUUAGAGUGCCCCGUUAUGUUUUUUCAGGAUGGAGAAUUGGAUGGGCUAUUGCUCCAGCUUCUGCUGCAUCCGCAAUCCGAAACAUUCACGUCAAAAUUACCGAUUCAGCUCCAGCUCCUUUCCAGGAAGCUGCCUUGACUGCUUUGAGCAGCCCCCCCAACUACUUCGAAACACUCAGAAUAGAAUAUCAGUUGAAAAGAGAUUUCUGUAUGAAGUUGCUCGAUUCGGUCGGUUUCCGGAUUCAAUUCAAGCCCCAGGGUUCCUUUUUUUUGUUUGCAGAGCUUCCAAAGGAUUGCUUGCUAUCCGAUGUGGAAUAUGUGAAGGAACUGAUCGAACAAGCCGGGGUCGUGGUUGUACCGGGACGCGGAUUUUUCCGCGGUCCGGACCGACCUUCGGAUGGAAGUUGCAGAUAUCAAAAGAGGUAUAUCAGGGUUGCAUUUUGCAAAAGUGAUGCCACAUUGAGUGCUGCAGCACAAAAGUUUGGUGAGCUAAGUUAUACUGCUAGAGAAGGAUGA